Molecule: messenger RNA, 1514 nt
Organism: Nicotiana tabacum (common tobacco)
Lineage: Eukaryota; Viridiplantae; Streptophyta; Magnoliopsida; Solanales; Solanaceae
Product: haloacid dehalogenase-like hydrolase domain-containing protein Sgpp
Source: RefSeq, a predicted model, not a curated record
UUAAAAAAAACUGAAAAAAGAAAAGAAAAAUGUUAUGCUCCUCAAACAGUUGUUGCUUAGUGAGAUAUUUUAAAUUCCACUCUUAAUUCUGUUUUAAAAAAUAGAGCGAAAAAUGCUUCAUUUGGUUUAAAUUACUGUGCGAUUCAGAUUAACCAGCAAUUCGAGGAUCUAAAUUUAAAAAAAAAACAGAAAAAAGAAUGGAAAAAAAAAUGUCUAAAGGAAUAGUUUGUGAAAGGUGUUCGUUAGAAAUUAGACGAAACUCCCUUCUUUUUUGCAAUUUUCUCGCAGAGGAGUAUUGUGAUCAUUGUGAAACUUCUCUACCCCUCGUUGUUUAUCAUAUUAGUCUGUAAUCUCUAUGAAUUCUAUUAUUUUUCGUCUGUUUGCUUCUGAGGCAGUUUCAAGUUUGAGCUGAUCCUCGAGGCAGUUUCCCAAGCAGAGGUUGGUUCAUCUAAGGUUACACAACUCUUAACAAUUGUGUAACACCCAUUAUAACAGGAUGACCACUUCUGCUGGGGAUAACUCUAAGGAAAGUUCUUCCUCUCUCGCAAGGCUUGCUCCCCUUCAAGCAGUAUUAUUUGACAUUGAUGGAACUUUAUGCGAUUCUGAUCCAUUUCACUAUCUUGCAUUCCGUGAAAUGCUUUUGGAGAUAGGCUACAAUGGGGGCGUGCCAGUUGAUGAGGAGUGGUUUGUCAAGACAAUUUCUGGAAUACACAAUGAAGAUCUUGUCUCUGUCUUUUACCCUAAUGAUCAUGAACAGGGUGUAAAAUUCUUGAACGACAAGGAAGCUUUGUUUAGAAGAUUGGCAAAAGAACAAUUGAAACCUCUAAAUGGUCUCUACAAGUUGAAGAAGUGGAUUGAAGAUCGUGGUUUGAAACGAGCUGCAGUUACCAAUGCACCUAGAGCUAAUGCUGAACUGUGUAUAAAUCAACUUGGCCUUGCUGAUUUCUUUGAUGCUCUGAUUCUUGGAAGUGAGUGCAAACAUGCAAAACCAUAUCCUGAUCCCUAUUUGAAAGCCCUUGAAGUGCUGAAUGUAUCAAAGGAUCACACAUUUGUAUUUGAGGAUUCUGUCUCAGGAAUAAAGGCUGGGGUGGCAGCUGAAAUGUCUGUUGUUGGCUUGGCAAAUCGAAAUCCACCUCAAUUACUUAUGGAAGCAAAUCCUACUUUUCUUAUUAAAGAUUAUGAAGAUCCAAAAUUAUGGGCAGCUCUUAAAGAGAUUGAUAAGAUGUCAGGCACUGGGAAGAAGACCAUAGCAUGAGGCAAUAAGGCAUAGAUAAUAUAUAAGAGGUGAAAGAUCGGCGAAAGGAAGGACUUACUCAUAAUCGAUGUUUACACUAAAUCUUAUUGGUUUUUGCUAUGGUUAAUUGAUAGAUUGAGGCGAAAGUACAUAGUAGUACUAAUUAACCAUGGUUAGCGAUAAAGGUGUAUAUGAAAGACACGUAUCAUGUACUCAUCGGCCUUGUGUAAACUCCAUGUGUGAGUCAAUUUUUUUCAGUGAAGACCUUUAUUUUUGUUUC